This is a messenger RNA of Ruditapes philippinarum (Manila clam), 4096 nucleotides long. Its product is annotated as NXPE family member 2-like. The record is from RefSeq and is a predicted model, not a curated record. Lineage: Eukaryota; Metazoa; Mollusca; Bivalvia; Venerida; Veneridae. The coding region runs from base 35 to 1822 and encodes 595 amino acids. The transcript is spliced from 7 exons.
UUUGUUUUUAACAUUCAGUAUAAGCGACAGCUUGAUGGAUCAAAACAAUAAUUAUAAUCUACUAAACAAAUCAAUGCCAAGACAAUUAUUGCACGUUUAUAUGGAACUAACUUUUAGAGAAGUUAGCUAUGUAUCAAGCUUAUCACAGUUGCUACACAUUCGAUUCUUAUGUAAACCGUAUACAAGAAUGUUUUUCUUGAUAUCGUAUGCUCUCAUGAUAUUAUGUAUGACAAUAACCUUUGUCGAGACAAUUUGGAAAAACUUAUCAUUUCUUAAAUAUAAAGUCAGAGAAAAAUCAGAUACGCAAAGCGGCUGGACUGAAAAAAUUAAAAGUAUUCAAAACGAAGUGUAUAAAGAAUUUAAUGUGCAAGAUCUGCUUGCAUCUCAAUGUCAGGACCAUUUACUAGCAGCAGACCCAUCUAAAUCAACAAUUGAAAUAAAAGAACAACACAAAAUUGCGGUCGGCGAUAGCAUUGAUAUUAAAUUAAUAAUGUUUGAUGGUUACGGAAACAUGAAAACAAAGGGCGGGGACUAUCUUAGAACAAGACUUUAUAAUGAUAAUUUAAAAGCUUAUGCCAAUGGAGAGGUACUAGAUCAUAAAAAUGGAUCGUAUACAAUUAGGCACAACGCACUAUGGGCAGGACAAGCUAAAGUUGAAAUAGAGUUAUUAUAUCCAAAAGAGAUUCUUUCAGCAAUGAUUCGCAGAAGACAUCAUUGGCAUUUUAAAGAUAUACGUGCAAUAUUCGAAUCUUUUAAUACAUCCGAAUCAGCGCAAUGUCAUUCAGACAAGUACGUAUUUGAAAGAGACAAAAAAGGUUCAGAUUUGUGCAAUUUUUCUUAUUGGAAUAAAACAAUGCCUUGGUAUUGUCUGAAACCUGUCGACAGAACUUUGUCGUGUAAUGACUUAAAGAAAUACGAACGUAAUUGGGUUGGCUAUUUAGAAGGCCUUAAUGAAUGUGAACUUCGUCUUGUAAAAAGGGAUCAGUAUAGAGUAGGAGAUAUAAUUAAUAUAAGAGUUGAAGCAUCCAAAAGGGCUCACAAGCAACCAAACGAUGAAAUGCAACCUUGUCAUACUUACAAUCGAAGCAAACUAUGGUUCAUGAAACAAUCAACAGGUUACUUUCACCAAGGAAAGUGGAUACUAACACAUUGUGAAGGAAAAAUAAGAAAUGUAGGAGAAUGUCUUCGAAAUACAACUGUCUACCUAUGGGGAGAUUCAACAAGUUUGCAGUGGUUAGCUUACCUGCAAUCCUCAAAUCUAUCUUUAGGUUGUACACUUAAACGCAUGUCUGGCGAACGAUGGCACACAAGAUAUGAAGCAUAUUGCUUACAAUAUAAUAUAUGGAUUAUUUAUAUACCUCACAAUAUACCAGCUGUUGCUGGUGGGGUAUCAAAUAUGAGUAGCUACUUUUCAAAAACGUUACCUGAACAAGUAAAGGAUUUCAAAAAUACAAGCAAACGUAUAGUUAUACUUCACAUUUAUUCACAUUUACAAAUAGAACGUAUUCAAUUUUUCAUAGCAAAUGUUCUUGCGUUGCGGUAUUAUUUAGAAAAAUUAGAAAAAAUGGACCAAACUAAAAUUCUCAUAAAAUUACCUUAUACACAUCGUGACGAAGGAAUUAACGGAUGGACAAUCAGACAACCUGACUACAUUGGUUUUUUAUAUGAAUCUAUUAUACGAAAGGCGUUUACGGGAAUGCACCAUUUUGUCAUUGCUCUAAAUAACAAAGAUAUAACAAUCUCAACGAAAAAUAUUAAACUUCAUCCUGAAAACAUUGUUAUAACGGCUAUGGUAGAACAAUUUUUAUAUUAUGUAUGUUAGGUUUUAUAUUGAUAUAUAAUCUUUAGAUUCCUUACCGUAGGCUUUUUAUUACUUGGAGACCAUACGCCGCGUUUCAUGGAAUGGCAAGAAAGUGACACAUUGAAGGUUCCAUGAUAACCGCCGUAUGAACACAUCUGCGGAUGUUUCUAAAUUCAAAAUUUUAAUAUUUCAUGUUUAAAUGUUGAAUUUUGCUUUAGCCGGUGCUAGGGGGUGUGGACGGUAACUUGCACUUUCCAAUACCGUCCAUGAACAGGCUCAAUCAAACCGAUCUUGCAACAUUUUCAAUUUUGUCGUGUUGGGCUUUCUUUAGGGAUUCUGUAUUUAUCUAUUUUUUCAUUUGACUGUUCGCCGGUAUUAUUUAAUCGCUUGAGACAAAUUCUAGACACCUACAAAUUAUAUUUUAGGCUUAUUGACUGAGUCUUUUAGCAUAAUAUUUUGUUGAUUUAUAUUAGAUUAAAAAAUAUGAUCAUGUGUUCUUAAACAAUAUAAUAAUUUUAUUUAUUUGGUAUAUUAAGGACUUUAUAUAAGGGGUCUAGAAAUAGUAUUUGCUAUUAAAAUAAUGAAUACUAUAAGUGAGUCCUUUGAUGUUCUAUUUAAUCCGAAAUAUUAUUCUGGGUAUUUGUUUUUCAACACAAGAAUGAGAUAAUUUGUUCGUUUAAAACAUUACACCUACAAUCAUAUAGCUACUCGUAGAAAUGGGCGAGUUAUUUUAUGUUACCAAUAAAUGACAAGCUGAGGUGAGUUAUUUUAAAAGACUAACUACCUUUAAGGUCGAAAUCCAUGAUAUUUUCCAUUCACGGGACUGUUAUCAUAUGAAUGAAAACAAAUAUGACAAGAUGAAAAGCUUUAUUAUUAUUACUUGGACACUAAACAUUUACUCUUGGAUGGUCCCUUAACGAUAACGCCACAAAGGCUAUUGUCAUUCCUCAAGAUGUAAAUAAUUUUACCAUGUCAGUAUAAAAAACAACAUAAGAUCAAAGUCUUGAAACGGUCCUUUAAGAUGUUUUUUUGUAUUUACUGCAAAACGUUUUUGAUAUAAACAUGCUUUGUCGCAGAACCAAGUUUUUAUGCCAAUAAUAAACAAAUUUAAGACGUGUGCACAGGGAAUUACUAUGUAUCGUACGUAUUUACGAUCUAGGUUAAAAUGUCCUCAAAAGUAUGAUGAAAAAAGUUCUGGAAUAAGGUUAAAAUUUCUUAAAAAUGAAGAAACAUGGAAAACAUUUAUACAUUUGUACGUACUAUUUUAGCUUUCACUCACAAUAUAUAUAGUUAAAAUAUAAUAGCAAACCUAUGAUUAAUCUAUUAGACUUCAUACCUCUACUGGUUUUGCAAUAUCUUCAGGAGGAAUAUGAGUAAAGUAACAUAAAAAAACGUUAUUGACGUCACCGUUAACAAAAUAAAAGGAUAGUCUGUUUAAGUGCUUUAUUGUAAUAGUAAUGUCUGUUUUAGUAUGAUGAUAAUACUGCUACAGUGCGAUGAUGGCUGUGUUAAGAUUCUAUCGACAGCGAAUAAUACGAUGAUGACAGUGGUAUAGUACGAUGAUGACAGUGUUAUGAUACUGUUGACGGUGGUAUAGUACGGGCAUGACAGUGGUAUAGUACGAUGAUGACAGUGUUGUAGUAUGCUGUUGACAGUGCUACAGUGCGAUCAUGACAGUGCUUCGGUACGAUGAUGACAAUGCUAUAGUUCGAUGAUGACAGUGAUAAAGUACACAUAUGACAGUGUUAUAGUGCGAUGGUGACAGUGCUUCACACUUAUUGGCCUAAUUACCGUACAAUGAUAACAGUACCACAGUACUCAGUUUUAUCAUAAACAUCACUUGAGGAACUAAUUACCCUCUCGAGUCACAUAAAUAUUUAAAUAUAUAAAACAAGAAGGUGACAGUUAUUUUAUAUUCAGGUAGUGUUUUAUUGCCAUAAAUAAAGUCAUUUUUUUAACUAUAUGAUAAUCUCAUCUUGAAGUGACAAAAUAAGUAUGACAGUUAAAUUUAAGUGGAAAGAACUAGUUUCGCAAUCUGCUUGAAUAGAUAUGUUUAAACAAAGUAGAAUGAUGACAGGACUACAGUACGCCAGUCUUCCUCCACUAAGUUGCGAUAUGACUUUUAAACUGUUGUUGCGACGAUAUACCCAAACCAAGAUCAAAACAAAUAAAAGAUUCAUUGAUGACAGUUAGCCAUCGUUCUGUCGCGUUUUAUGUAUCUGAGAUAGAUAAUGCAAUAACCCUAAAAAGUGUUUAACUUAAUUCAAAAUAAAAUACAAAACAUAAAAUUUCAAG